UAUCUCUCUCACACUCUCUAGAUCAAAGACAAUGGCUCUGACGGAAGCCGAGGACUUGCGGGUUAGUUCAGAAGUGUAUGAAGCUUUGACAAGAGGGGAGGAAGCUAAAGUUAUCGAGAUAUGCGCAGGCAUUCCCAAGGGCCCAUUACAUACACCUACAAUACAUGAUGACACCGUUUUAAGUUUGGCUACCAACCUCAAGAAAAACGACCUAGCAUUACAACUCCUAGAUAUGGUGCCAAUGUGUGACUCCCACAAACUCACGUGGCAAAACAGUGGUGGACACACCAUGCUUCACGAGACUGGACUCAACAACAAAACAGUAGAGGCUGCAGCCGAGAUGCUAGCCAGGGCCCCUAUGUUGCUCGGCAUGACUAAUAGACUCGGCGAGACUGCUUUGUUCACUGCUGCUUCAAAUGGCAAGACCAAGAUUUUUAACUUACUUCAUCGCCAAGUGUGUCGAACCACACAGGGUCCCGAUUUGAAAACGUUUCUUCAAAGGGAUGAUAAAUCUACCAUACUUCAUAGAGCAAUUCUUAGUAGAAACUACUUUCUGGCUCACGAGAUAGCCUCCAAGCACCCGCAUUUGAUGAACGAGAAGGAUGGUGACGAGAUGACACCUCUUCAGCUUCUUUCGUGCAGCCCACCAGUAUUCGGUCCUAAAACUUUUUUCAAGUGCAUGAUAUACAAGUUGAUUGAUGUAGAUUUUGAAGAUACCAACAAAAUAUUUCCCUGGCUAAAAAAACUGAAGAAAGAAAAGCAUAGAUGUGAAUGGGCAUUGAAGCUUGUUAAGGUGUUGGUAAAAGCUGACAUGUCAUGGCAAAUGACUGAAUCUUGGAUAAAGAAGGGAAGAUCAACUGUCCAUCUCUAUGGAAGGCGUAAAUCCAUAGCUGAAAAUGAACAAAUGACGGGUGAUAUGUAUAAGCCCGACACACCACUAUUAUUAGCAACCAUACAUGGUUGUACCGAGAUUGUUGAGGAAAUAGUUAAAGUGUAUCCUCAGGCAAUUGAGCAUAUUGACCAUGAGGGGCGUAACAUUUUAAGUCUAGCGAUCUUGCAUCGACGUAUUGAAAUUAUCGAUCUUGUUGAUCGGUUGAACAUUCAAAAGACGAGGGUGAGAAGAAACAUUGACAACUAUGGGAACACCUUGCUUCAUCUAGUUGGCGAAAAAGUUGAUAAUCCUACAGAGGACCUAAAAGGUCCUGCUCUAGUACUACAAGAGGAUGCACUUUUGUUUAAGAGAGUAAAGGAGACAUGUAUAACCUUAGAUACCAUGAGGUUAAACUCCAAAGGGAAGACUGCAGAACAAGUAUUCUUCGAGAGUAAUAACAAACUCCGAGCCGAAGCCAAAGAAUGGAUGAGUGAGAAUGCGAAAAACUGCUCCAUUGUCGCGGUACUCAUUGCCACAGUCGCUUUCGCUGCAGCUUACACUGUGCCAGGAGGGCCAGACUCAAAAACGGGCCAUCCUGUUCUCAAGAACCAACCUCUCUUUCUCAUAUUUACCAUCGCCGAUGCCAUUUCACUAUCAUCAAGUUUAACAUCAGUUAUCAUAUUUCUCAACAUCGUCACAUCCUCGUUCCAUUUUAAGGAUUUUGAGAAAUCUUUAUUUCAAAAGUUACAUUUAGGACUUACACUCCUGAUCAUCUCUGUGGCAAUGAUGAUGGUGGCAUUUGCAGCCACACUUAUUUUAACCAUAAGCAGUGGAAGGAAAUGGACUGAUAUCACUUUAUAUAGUGUUUCAUUCUUCCCUGUACUAAUAUUUGUGUUCACAUAUAUAAAGUUUUACAAGCAACUUGGUGGGGCUAUUUACCACGCGUUCAAGCAGAUGGCAGAAGCAACACUCUCACAUUACCAUAACCCCAGACUUGAAGGUUGGUGUUACAAUCGUCAUUCUCGACGUCAAACCGUAGGGUCUGUUUAGUUGGUAUUUUGAGAGAAUAAUAUGCCAUGGUUGAAGGAAAAACAUGUUGGUAUUGUGUGAUAUGUUUCAUGUCGAAUCUAACCUUGCUUAGGAUAA
Molecule: messenger RNA, 2017 nt
Organism: Helianthus annuus (common sunflower)
Lineage: Eukaryota; Viridiplantae; Streptophyta; Magnoliopsida; Asterales; Asteraceae
Product: ankyrin repeat-containing protein At5g02620
Exons: 4
Coding region: 32-1921 (629 amino acids)
Source: RefSeq, a predicted model, not a curated record